CAAAGAUGGAUCAGCACAUCUCCAUUCUACUUCUGUUCAUUUUCAUCACUGGAUCACACUCACUCAAAUGUUAUGAGUGCACACCUGAUCUGUCAGGAUCUUGUGAGGCAGAAGAGAAGAUAUGUAGUGAUGGAGAGACUAAAUGUUUAAAAAUGACAACCGUUUUUGGUUCAACUAAGAUAUCCACAACUAAAUCGUGUGUAAUGACUUGUGAAGAAAAUAGCAUAAAUGACCCCACUGGGACAACUUCAACCAAGUGCUGUGAUACCGACCUUUGCAAUGGCACAGGUGGACUCUAUAAGGGCAGUUUCAUCCUCCUCCUGUCUCCGCUCUUCAUCCUCACCCUGUUUCACUGAAAUCACUGAACUUCAGUGUAACACAAUUUACAAAAUUGUUAAUUAUAAUGCUUGUUUGUUGCCAAUGUAUGCUGCAUCUAAUUUACAUUCAGUUGUUAGGUUUGUAUAAGCUUAGAAACAACAUAAUUCACAAUUGCUUACAUUUAAGACUUUAUCAAUGGCUUACAUUUGAGCUUUAUAACUGCAACAACAAAAUAUUUUUUAAUUAAAGAUAAUGCUUUCUUUAUGAUAGAUUAAAGGUGAUGUGUGUAAAUUUUAGCAGCAUCUAGUGGUGAGAUUGCGAAUUGCAACCAACAGCUCACCCCUCAAUUGUUUUUAAAACGCAUAUGGUAGCCGCCACAGGACAAACAUGUCAUCGUCUGAGGCAAUGUAGGGACAAAACACGCUCCGUAGAGCAGUUUGUCCAUUAAGGGCUUCUGUAGAAACAUGACGGCGACUUUCAGGUAAUGGGACCUGCGAUGUAUGUAGAUAAAAUUUCUCAUUCUUAAAAACAAUAAAGUUCAUUUGGUAAGGUUUUUAUUUACCACUGAUAAUAUAUUUAUAAUAUAUUUUAUUACAUGUCUGUCAAGAGAUCCUCCUAAAAGUUACACAAUGCACCUUUAAUUUUUAUUGCAUUUUCAUUGGUGUUGCAUUUCUAGCAAAAUAUAUUCUGGAAACAGAAAAAAAAGAAAUAAAAUAUAACCACAACAAAUCUACACUUGUAUUUUUUGUUCGGGAAGCCUUUAUAAAACAGAAAUAAUCAGAAUAAAAUAUUUGUCAAAAUGUAAUAAUGAUAUUUUAUUAAAUAAAGUACUUUAAGUACAGAAGAGAAAGACACCAGUCUCUCACAUCAAACUUAUAGGCCUACUGCAACCUCAUCAAAAGUUUGUUUUUAAAAUUAGGACAUUUGUACUGUAUACUGGCACCCCCACAGCCAUUUUACAGCCACUUUGUUUACCACUUUGUGUGGUCAGUGGGGUUAUGCUCCCUUUUUUUUAAGCUGGCACAUGUGCACGGCUCACAGAAAUGUGUGCAUACACAGACAUUAAAACAAAUAUUAUAGAGAAAAAAACAGUACCUGUUCUGACCAGCAGCUGGCGCUGUUGUCAACAAGCAAACUGUCACUGAACAUCAUUCACAAAAAGAACUAAUGAGCCUGGGCACCAGAUUAAUUUUCAAUUACACUGCUGCUACCAACUUUCUUAGUUGGUCACAUCAGCACAUGAUUUGGUCUUUAGCCGAAAAUGCAUCUGUUAUCAAAAUAUACAAACACAGAACUACACCAGCUUCAAUAUAUCACCGUAUAAUAAGAACAAAAGCCUGUAUGGGCUCUAUUUUAACAAUCUAAGCGCAAUGUGCAAUAAACCAGUAAGAGUCUCAUCCCAUUUAAAAGCCAGUUGCGCUGGCGCCAUCCCGACCCCCUAUUUUGGCAGAGUUUGUAAACUAAAAAAACUAAGAGGAGGAAUAAGACCACCAGUUUUAGAUUGAUAUUAAAAAAAAAAUUUAUUUUUAUUUGUAAUGAAAUUGUUAUUUUUUUGGUAUUAGAACCUUUAAAAGUCGUUUUCUUUCAGUCAUGGAUCCUCAUUUAUGUCCAAGAGACUCAAUAAUAAUCUUUUACAUUUGAAUCCUUAGAUUUUUUUUCAAUACGCAUUUGUAAGCUUUUACAUUUGUCAAAAUGUAAUAAUGAUAACAAAAUCUCUAAGUUAAAUUACUGUUAUUAUUCAUAUGUUACCAAACAAU
Molecule: messenger RNA, 2075 nt
Organism: Paramisgurnus dabryanus
Lineage: Eukaryota; Metazoa; Chordata; Actinopteri; Cypriniformes; Cobitidae
Source: RefSeq, a predicted model, not a curated record